This is a messenger RNA of Echinops telfairi (small Madagascar hedgehog), 681 nucleotides long. RefSeq names its product phospholipase A2 group IB (gene PLA2G1B). The record is from RefSeq and is a predicted model, not a curated record. The coding region runs from base 93 to 605 and encodes 170 amino acids. The transcript has 4 exons. Gene Ontology annotation, molecular function: calcium ion binding; signaling receptor binding; phospholipid binding. Lineage: Eukaryota; Metazoa; Chordata; Mammalia; Afrosoricida; Tenrecidae. Gene Ontology annotation, biological process: phospholipid metabolic process; lipid catabolic process; arachidonate secretion.
CCACUGCUUCCAGUGGCCUCUCGGGGCAGACUCAAGGCCAGCGGUGAGCGGCCAGGAGCAAAGCAAACACUCCAGCCUUAUCUCGGGCUCGGAUGACGGCGGCUAUAAGGACGAGGCCACUGGCUCCUUCUUCCACUCACCUCCUUGGCAGCAGCAUGAAGCUCCUGGUGCUGGCCGCUCUGCUCACAGUGACCGCCUCAAUGGAUUUGGACUUAGACCCGCGGGCGGUGUGGCAGUUCCGUAGCAUGAUCAAGUGCACCAUCCCCGACAGUGACCCCUUGAAGGAUUACAACAACUACGGCUGCUACUGCGGCCUGGGCGGAUCGGGCACUCCAGUCGAUGAACUGGACAGGUGCUGCCAGACUCAUGACCAGUGCUACAACCAGGCCAAGAAGCUGAGCAGCUGUGAAUUCAUUCUGGAUAACCCCUACACCAAGACCUACAACUACAAGUGCAACAGCAAUGUGAUCACCUGCAGCAGUAGCAACAAUGAAUGCCAGGCCUUCAUCUGCGAAUGUGACCGCAAUGCUGCCGUCUGCUUUUCAAAGGCGCCAUACGACCCGGCUAACAAGAAUCUGGACUCCGGGGAGCGCUGUCAGGGCUGAGCACCCCCUCUGACCAGAGCCUUCCAGUUGCCUUUGCGUACGCCGUGCCUCCAUUAAAGCACCUGUCGAAAUCCCA